Danio aesculapii is the source of this 1289-nucleotide messenger RNA. RefSeq names its product aerolysin-like protein. The transcript is spliced from 2 exons. Lineage: Eukaryota; Metazoa; Chordata; Actinopteri; Cypriniformes; Danionidae. The record is from RefSeq and is a predicted model, not a curated record. Bases 72 to 1034 code for a protein of 320 amino acids.
AGCUUUUUGAUGAGCUGCUCUUGAGAAGAAGUUCAUCACACUGCAGUCAGUUAUACAUAAUUUCCUCAGAAAUGUCCUACCCAACAACACUAGAGCAAAUUGGUGGUCAAAGAGGUUCUCACUUUUCAUUUACUGGUGAAAACAAUGGUGCCAGUUUAGAGAAGAUUUGGGUUUGGGUGGGGGAAUGGCAGAUCAAGGCUGUCAGGGCUUGGCUUUCAGAUGGUAGAGAUACAACCUUCGGAGAACCAUCUGGACCGCAUCAAGAAUAUGAAUUUACCCCUGGAGAGUGUUUCACCUCACUGUCCCUCUGGGGUAACGAUGAAGGAUCACAUGUUGGUGCCAUCAAAUUCAAGACCAACAAGGGUGGAGAAUUUUUGGCGAAGAUGACAAGGGGUUUAAAAACAGAAUAUCCCAUCGAUGUCGGCUCUGGAUAUUGUCUUGGUAUUAUAGGAAGAGCUGGUGCAGACAUCUAUGGCAUAGGAUUCUUCUUUCUCAAUGAAGUUCAGUCAGCAGUUCUCACCAAAGUCAGCUACCCAACUAUUAACCAGCUGAUACCAGAGGUGGCCGUGGAAGAGCUCAAAUCUGUCACUUUUGUAAAUAAAACAUCUGUUCAGAAAAAGCAAACUGAAAGUUUUCACAUCGAAACCUCAAAGAAAUUCACCAAAACAUCUUCAUGGUCUAUGAGUAACAGCUUUACAUUAGCAUUCAGUGUGGAGGUGAAGGCUGGGAUUCCCAAAAUUGCAGAAGUUCCAACGGGAUUCAGUGUCAGCGUUGGAGGUAAAAGAACCUACAUGCAUGGUCUGGAGCAGACGGAUGAGAAAAACGAAACCCUGACCACCACUGUGGAAGUCCCACCAAAGAAGAAGGUGGAUGUUGACAUCACCAUAGCCAAAGCAAGUUUUGACCUGCCGUACACUGGCACAGUGAAGAUCACUUGCAUGAAUGGCAGUGAGUUAAAGUACAAAACCGAGGGCCAAUACAAAGGCGUCACUUACACUGAUAUCAAAGUGAAUACGGUUGAAACAGAUCUGUAAUGUCAAAACUGAUUGUUUACAGGCAGAGUAUCAGUUGAUUUACCUUUGGUUAGUUUUGUCUGUGCUCCCCUUCCUCUGAUCCAUUUUAAAUGAGUCUUUGCUUAAUGAUUUAAAAAGACGAAUUGUACUGUAUACCCAGAACUGUGGUUUUCCAAUAAUCUUUUCUGAUUCUGUUUAAAAAUGGUCAUAUAGCUUCAUACCUUUUGUAAUUUUGAAAUCAGUAACAGAUUAUGUGAAUAUGUAAGAGUUUCGAAU